Messenger RNA from Argiope bruennichi, 1723 nucleotides. RefSeq names its product DNA polymerase epsilon subunit 2-like (gene DNApol-epsilon58). The transcript has 11 exons. Gene Ontology annotation, cellular component: epsilon DNA polymerase complex. Gene Ontology annotation, molecular function: DNA binding. Gene Ontology annotation, biological process: error-prone translesion synthesis; DNA-templated DNA replication. Lineage: Eukaryota; Metazoa; Arthropoda; Arachnida; Araneae; Araneidae. The coding region runs from base 107 to 1690 and encodes 527 amino acids. The record is from RefSeq and is a predicted model, not a curated record.
CUUUUUUCGUCUGUUUAUUUACAUUUCAUUGUGGUCUAGUGGAAUAAUGCAUUACUGCAUUUGUUUUUAUCUGUAAGAAGUUACAUUAAUUUGAAUUUGAAAAAAGAUGAAAACAUUAAAAGCUAUUAUUAUUUCAGCAUUUAACAUGCAUGGCUACACUUUAAGAAGUGAUGCAUUGAAGUUUUUGCAAGAACAGUUAGAAUCUUUAUCUCCAUCUGAACAGCAAGCAGAUAUAGAUAAAAUAUUAAACCACAUUGUAGGGCAGAAUCUUGUGAGCCCUUUAAUUGAAAAAUCAAUUGUGGAAACAGCUUUUAAAAGUCUUCACUCUUCUGCAAUAGAUAAUAGCGUAUUAUUCAAUGUUUGUGACGCUUUUUCCUUAAUUCGUUUUACUUUUAAUGCUGAUUUUAAGAAAUUUAUGUCUUGGGGCUCUCUUCAUGACAAACCUGCUACAUUGCAUGGACAUGCAAAUUCAAAAGCUGAUAUGCUUAUUGAAAGAUAUCGAACAGUUCAUCAAAGAACAGCUCGUCAUAGACUAUUUGCUGCUCCAGCAAUUUCAAGUGAUAUGAGCCAGUCCUGUACUUAUUCACUUAGAGCUAUUGAACAUUUACUUGGUUCCUCUUCAAAAGAAGAAAAUGUUAUUGUUUUAGGAAUUUUAACACAAUUGAAAGAGGGUCAGUUCUUCUUGGAAGAUCCUACAGGGGUUGUGAGAGUAAAUCUUAAGCAAGCAGUAUAUAAAGGUGGAUUAUUCACAGAAAAUAAUAUAGUUUUAGCUGAAGGGUUUUACGAAGAUAAAAUCUUUUAUAUCACAGCUAUUGGAUUUCCACCCCCAGAACCUGCAGAUAUAACACUAUCACAUUUCCCAAAUUUAUGUGUAACUCCUUAUUCUUCAAUGAAUUCCCACCGUUUAUCAGCAAAUCUUAAGCAUGCUGAAGAGGCUAAUACAGAUGCAAUGUUUGUCUUUUUAUCUGAUGUAUGGUUAGACCAGUUACAGGUAAUGCAGAAAUUGCAUAUUUUAUUUGCUGGAUAUUCUCUCAUGCCACCUACCUGUUUUGUUUUUAUUGGGAACUUUUUAUCACUUCCCAUUAUUGGUUCACAAAGUAAAACUUUUGAAGAUUGUUUUUCUCAACUUGGUACCAUGAUCAGUGAAUUUCCCACAUUAAUGGAAAAUUCACAGUUUAUCUUUGUUCCAGGCCCUAAUGAUCCUGGCCUUCCCCAUAUUUUACCUAGACCUAGUAUCCCACCAAGCUUUCUUGGGGACUUCAAGAAAAAGGUUCCUAAAGCUAUUUUUACAUCAAAUCCCUGUCACAUUCAAUACUGUACUCAGGAUAUAGUAGUUUUCCGGGAAGAUGUCAUCUCAAAAAUGUGUCGCAAUAGUAUUUAUACUCCUUGGGAGCAUGAAGAGAAAGUUGAUAUACCUAAUCUGUUUGUAAAGACAGUUAUUGCCAAUGGACAUCUUUUACCUCUGCCAUUGAAUGUUGCACCUGUAUACUGGGAAUAUGAUCAUGCUCUAUCUUUGUAUCCCCUUCCAGAUGUGGUUGUCUGUGCAGAUAAAUAUGAUCCUUAUACAGUAACAAGUUCUAACAGUAUAUUUUUCAAUCCUGGUUCUCUGCCUCGUUCAAAUUUUUCAUUUAAAGUCUAUUUUCCAUCUGCAAAGCAAGUUGAAGACAGUGAAAUUACUGAUGAGCAAUAGUGUUAUUAUUCUACUUUGUAUAUUUUCCAUAAU